Messenger RNA from Spodoptera exigua (beet armyworm), 1864 nucleotides. NCBI's taxonomy places the organism in Eukaryota, Metazoa, Arthropoda, Insecta, Lepidoptera, Noctuidae. The record is from the annotation of a GenBank genome assembly.
CGGAACGCUCGUGACAGACAGGAUCAUCUGUUUGCCGAAUUUGCUGUCAAAAUUGACAAGUAUUACACCGCGUUUCUCGACCCUCGUAUCGGUUUGUUGUGAUAUCUUGUUUUGUAUCAGUAUUAUUACAUAAAAGGAAUAAUGUCUGACGGCAGAGACGGAGAUAAGAAGAUCCGCAGUCACCAGAGAACUCCUUCAGGGUCCCGUGACUUCAAGGAGGCUACCAAGCGAGAUGCCCUCACACGGCUGGAGGUCGAACUGGAGAGACUCCUGGCCUCAGUCCACGAGACGAGGCGUCCACAUGUCGAGAAGGAGUUCAGAGGGUUCAAGAACCUCUUCAGCAGAUUCUUGGCUGAACAGGGCCCUUCAGUGACAUGGGAGAAGAUUGAGAAGCUGCCAGAGGGCGCUGUCAUCGACUAUUCGUCACUGACAACGCCCACAACGGACAAUGUCCACCACAUGCUGGACAAGCUGGUGGUCGUGAAGCUCAAUGGUGGUCUCGGUACUUCUAUGGGAUGCAAAGGACCCAAGUCCGUCAUUCAAGUCAGAAAUGAUUUGACCUUUUUGGAUCUUACUGUACAACAGAUUGAGCAUCUGAACAAAACCUACAAAUGCAAUGUGCCCCUAGUCCUCAUGAACUCGUUCAACACUGACGAGGACACGCAGAAGGUGAUCCGCAAAUACCAGGGUCUGAAGCUGGAGAUCCACACCUUCAACCAGUCCUGCCACCCUCGUGUGAACAGGGAGUCCCUGCUGCCUGUCCCGAGGCAUGCUGACGUACAUGCUGAUAUUGAGUCAUGGUACCCCCCUGGUCACGGUGACUUCUACGAGUCCUUCUACAACUCUGGUCUUCUGCAGAAGUUCAUCAAGGAAGGAAGGACCUACUGCUUCAUUAGUAACAUUGACAACUUAGGCGCUACAGUGGACCUCAACAUCCUGAACUUACUCCUCAACCCAGACCCUUCGAAACCCAUCUCAGAGUUCGUUAUGGAGGUGACGGAUAAAACCAGGGCUGAUGUCAAGGGAGGUACCCUGAUCCAAUACGAGGACAAACUAAGGCUUUUGGAGAUAGCUCAAGUGCCAAAGGAACACGUAGAUGACUUCAAAUCCGUCAGUCAGUUCAAAUUCUUCAACACAAAUAACUUAUGGGCGAAAUUGGACGCCAUCCAGAGGGUGGUAGAGCAAGGGUCUCUUAACAUGGAAAUUAUUGUGAACAAUAAGCAUUUGGCUGACGGUCUGAACGUCAUCCAGUUGGAGACGGCCGUAGGAGCUGCAAUGAAGUGCUUCGAGGGAGGUAUCGGAGUCAACGUGCCAAGGUCACGCUUCUUGCCCGUCAAGAAGACCUCUGACCUUUUACUAGUGAUGUCCAACUUGUACAGCCUGUCACACGGGUCGCUAGUGAUGUCCCCACAGCGGAUGUUCCCGUCUACUCCUUUAGUGAAGUUGGGUGACAACCACUUUGCGAAAGUUAAGGAAUUCCUGAAUAGAUUUGCCACGAUACCUGAUCUGAUCGAGUUGGACCAUCUGACAGUGUCUGGUGACGUCACGUUCGGCAGAGGAGUCUCUUUAAAGGGCACAGUCAUCAUCAUAGCGAACCACGGUGAUCGUAUCGACAUCCCAUCUGGAGCGGUUCUAGAAAAUAAGAUCGUGUCAGGAAACCUUCGUAUCCUGGACCAUUAAGGGUGCAAUCAGGUACCGACCAUCAUACCAUGAGUACAUCACAAUACCUUGAGCUAGUUCAGCUAAGUUCCACGUUGAGGAAAAAGGAUAGCGCUAUCUGCCCUAUACAAUCACUUCACAAGGUAACUAUCGUGAGAAUACCAAAUAUAUUGAAAAUAAAGACUGAGCCACGUGGAUCAACUGA